UUGUGCUCUGUGGGACGAACGAUGACAAGACGCUGCUGACCUUUUUUCCUAGGUGGUCAGCGAGCGUCAAUUGUCAUUGACGUUGAAUGUUGCUAAACUUUACAGUCCCUCGGAAGCUGAAUGAUCAGUGGCAAUCACGAAGCGACAAUGAUUUCGCCCGACACCUUUUCGACACCCUUUGCCAUGACGCGGCUUCAACCCCGAAGCUCUCCUCUGAGUUGUGCCCUACAUGUGUCGACACUUGGGCCAAUAUUUGGGACACGGAAUUCUCAAUUUCCGAUCAGAUGGCCGAGCUUCGCAAACGAUCCGAAGACUGUACUCUUUGCAGUCUGCUUUACCAGGCGGCGAAGGACGUUGGCCUCAGCGAUAGCGACAAUCUCAGAUGCCAUCGAGUGGAGUCGACGAUACGAGUAGAGCCUGAUGGCCCAACUAUUUUAUCCAUCUACGCCGACCCUGAUGACCAUGACCCAGCCCCAUCUUACGCGCAACUGGGUUACGCCCAACUCCCGCAACCGAGCAGCGACUUUCAAAUCGCACUGUUCAAGGAAUGGCUACGAGUGUGCCAAGAACAGCACAACCACCAGUUCAAGUGCGAGGAUGAGUUCCCUACCCGCGUUCUUGACGUUGGAACCCCGGAACACCCCCAAAUUCGCCUUCGUGAUGGGACAGAAGCCAUCUCGAAGCGUUAUGUUGCGUUGAGUCACUGCUGGGGUACCGGGCCGUGUUUCAAAACCCUCAAGAACAACAUCGAUCAUUUCAAGAAGCACAUCGAAUUCGAGGAGCUCCCAAAGACCUUCAGAGAUGCCGUCAAAGUUACCAGGGCUCUAGGCUUCCACUAUCUCUGGAUCGAUUCCCUGUGCAUCAUUCAAGAUGACCUCCUUGAUUGGGAACGAGAAGCCGCCUCCAUGGGGCAUGUUUUCAGCUCUGCCAGCGUCACGAUUGCUGCUAGCUCUGCCAGGUCAUCUGCCGAGGGCUUUUUGCCAGCCAAAAGGGAGCGGCAACCACGUGUCACCGUCAGAACAGCGUCAAAAGGGACCGCCUUUAUCUGCACGUCCAUCAAUGACUUUCACCAGGACGUUGAGAAGUCUGCUCUGAACAAACGGGGUUGGGUCUUGCAGGAGAGAGCGCUCGCACGUCGCACCCUUCACUUUACGUCAUCUCAAGUCUAUUGGGAGUGUGGAAACGGUAUUCACUGCGAAAGCAUGAUGAAGCUGGGGAAUCCCAGAGCUGCCUUCCUAGGAGAUUCUGACUUCCCGAACUCGGCUCUGGGCUAUUUCAAGGGAGCAAGAAUCCUUCUUUUUCAGAAUCUGUACCAGACAUACUCAGCGCUCGAUUUCACCCACAUGACUGAUCGCUCCAUCGCCAUCAAGGGCCUUGAGGAAAGACUCGUAAAGGCCUUCAACACCAAAGGUGGCUUCGGAAUCUUCGAACGGUACUUGCACAGGAGUCUCCUUUGGCAAAGGGAUAGCGAGUCAGCUUUGGUCCACAUCGCUCAUCCUCCGGGGAGACACAUACCCUCUUGGUCUUGGAUGGCAUACAGCGGCCGUAUCUCUUAUUUGGAAGCGCCAUUUGAUCGAAUCGAGUGGCAAGAUCAUGUUCAGUCACCUCUCACCAGCGAAAGCGGACUCAAGCAGCACUGGAAGGCUGACCAAAUUUCCAUCGUCAGUCACACGCUACGAGGUCCCAUGAGGAAGCUGAAGCUGGAAGCAACAGAGCUGGAUGAAAGGAUAACCUUUGACCAAGAAGAACGGACAGCAGUCAGAGAUCUGCGGUGUAUUGUCCUUGGGGUAAAAAGAUUGGCAAGCCUGUCAGCAAUUGCGGAACACUACGUUCUUAUCAUCAAACCAGCUUCAUCCGGAGAAACAAAACAGUACACAAGGGCGGGGGUGGGCAGUUUGCUUCCGGAGCACAUAUCGGAGGACGCCGAAAUUGAAGUUUUUGUAUCUUAGGCCCAGCCUAUUUGUUUCGUCUCCUGUUUCCUUCCACCGUAUA
Molecule: messenger RNA, 1992 nt
Organism: Colletotrichum destructivum
Lineage: Eukaryota; Fungi; Ascomycota; Sordariomycetes; Glomerellales; Glomerellaceae
Product: Putative heterokaryon incompatibility
Exons: 4
Coding region: 87-1949 (620 amino acids)
Source: RefSeq, a predicted model, not a curated record